Molecule: messenger RNA, 1956 nt
Organism: Melanotaenia boesemani (Boeseman's rainbowfish)
Lineage: Eukaryota; Metazoa; Chordata; Actinopteri; Atheriniformes; Melanotaeniidae
Gene: lrit1a
Product: leucine-rich repeat, immunoglobulin-like and transmembrane domains 1a
Exons: 4
Coding region: 1-1956 (651 amino acids)
Cellular component (GO): endoplasmic reticulum membrane
Molecular function (GO): protein binding
Source: RefSeq, a predicted model, not a curated record
AUGUUCUUCGUCCUGCUCCUGGGGCUCUGCGUGGCCACAGGUGAACUUUUCUCUCGAGUGAGCUCAUGCCCUUCACAGUGCAGCUGUUUUUACCACAACCUAAGUGAUGGAUCGAAGGCCAGGAGUGUGAUAUGCAAUGAUCCCGAGAUAACUCUUGUGCCUGUUGGGCUUCCUGUUGACACAUCCAAGUUGCGGAUUGAGAAGACAUCUAUCCAGCUGAUACCAAGUGAAGCCUUCAACUACCUCUCCAGUUUGGAAUUCUUGUGGAUGUCUUUCAACACUUUGUCCGCCUUGAGCCCGGACAGUUUCCGGGGACUAUUCAACCUGGAAGAGCUUCGUCUGGAUGGGAAUGCCCUCACCGCCUUUCCCUGGGAAUCUCUCAUGGAUAUGCCCAGUCUCAGACUUCUCGAUUUGCACAACAACCAGCUAACCUCGCUGCCCGCGGAAGCCACCACUUACAUAAAAAACCUGACCUACCUGGAUCUGUCCAGCAACAGCCUACUGACCCUGCCGACAGAGGUGUUGUCCACCUGGCUGGCUGCUAAGCCCACACAAGGACCAGAGAGCUCCAAGAUGAUACUUGGUCUCCAUGACAACCCCUGGGUGUGUGACUGUCGGCUCUAUGACCUGGUCCAGUUCCAGAAAACCCCUACUUUUUCUGUGGCAUUCAUUGACACAAGGCUCCGUUGUUCGGCUCCGGAGAGUCUGUCAGGGGUCUUGUUCAGUGAUGCAGAGCUCAGGCAGUGUCAGCUCCCACGUAUCCACACAGCUGUGGCACGAGUCCGUAGUGCAGUUGGAAACAAUGUGCUGCUCCGCUGUGGGACCAUUGGAGUCCCUAUACCAGACCUGACAUGGCGCCGGGCAGAUGGACGACCUCUUAAUGGAACAGUGCAGCAGGAGACAUCUGAGGAGGGAAUUACCUGGUCCGUCCUCAGUGUCCCAGCUGUGUCCUUUCAAGAUUCAGGGAAAUUCAUCUGCAAGGCCUCUAACUAUGCUGGGAAUGCUGAGGCUGUUGUUUCUCUACUUGUCUCUAACUCACCCAAACUAGGGGAGAACCAAACCAUGAGUGAAAAGAAGGCCAAAGUCAAGAAACCAAACCAAAUGGGCAAAGCUGCCUACCAGGAGAAACUGGUAGCCAGAUAUGUAGUUCCAACCUCUGCCCCUUCACCCUUGCCCACCAUGGAUCCUGGCCUUAUACCUGGUCUCGGUUCUGAUCCUGGACUAGCCAGCUAUAGCAUGACUGACAGAGCUACCCAAGGGUCUGUCACCUCCUCUAACCCAGAUGCCCUACUGGAUCUGGAGAAGACAAAUCUUAGCAACCUGGCAGCCAACACCUCAUCACUGCAGCAGGACCCAGACAGAGUAGUCAGGUCGGUGAAGGUAGUGGGGGACACAGACAAUACAAUCUCUUUGAACUGGAGAGCCCCUAAAGCCAAGAAUACAACAGCCUUUAGUGUGCUGUAUGCAGUGUUUGGAGAAAGGGACAUGAGAAAGAUCAAUGUUGGAGCAGGGCAGAACCGUGUAACCAUUGAUGGGUUAGUGCCAAAGACCAAGUACAUUGCCUGUGUAUGCGUGAGGGGGCUGAUCCCCAAGAAGGAACAGUGUGUAAUAUUUUCCACUGAUGAAGCAGCUAGUGCUACUGGCACCCAGAGACUGAUUAAUGUGAUUGUGAUUACUGUGGCCUGUAUCAUUGCGGUCCCACUCACUGUCAUUGUAUGCUGUGGGGCAUUGAAGAGACGUAUCCAAAAGUACUGGGGAAAGAAAUCAAAGGACAUCCAAGAUUCGUAUGUGACCUUUGAAACACUGUCCCCAGGCACAAAAGCCAAAGGGCUUGAGGGCGAAUAUCUUAACAGACAAAAUCCCGAGGAGUCCAACAGGCUGCUGUCAGCCCGCUCCAGCCUUGACUCUGAGGCCACAGCUAAGAUAGAGGGACAGCCUAAUGAGUACUUCUGCUGA